AUGGCUCAAGCACACAGAUCUGGGUUAGAGAAAUGGGUCUUUGAUGAACAUCCUAGGAGGCCGGUGAAUAAGGAAAUUUUCAUGGAUCUUGAGUUGAGAGUCUCGGAUUUAAUCUCUGAAGAAGGAAAAUGGAUGGAGAACAAAGUUCAUGAAUUAUUUCCUCCAAAUAAUGCAGCUAAAAUUUGGGAUAUGUCGAUUGGAAGAGUUCCUGAUAAACAUAUAUGGGCUUACACUUAUGAUGGUGCAUUUUCGGUUAAAAGCGGUUACUGGUUGCUUGCUAAUCAUCCACGUCUACCUCAACCUCCAGUGUCGCUAGUCUUAUCGGGUGCAGUGGCUGUAGCUGAUCGGUACCUAUGGAUACAAGGUGCAGCCAGGGCUGUUUGGGAUCUUUCGCGUCUUCAUCUCCCUUCGAAUGGCUUCUCGAAUUCCCUUGAGGUGAAUAUGUCAGCCGUGCUUGAUUGGUUAGAUGACCAAAACAUAAUUGAGGAGAUCAGAAUAAUGAUUCCUUGGAUACUAUGGUGGAUAUGGAAGAACAGAAAUGCCAUCAUUUUCUCAGGUAAUCAAGAUUCGAGUGCUAGAAUCAUCCAAGUGGCUAAUGAUGAAGCAAAAGCUUGGAAAGAGGCUAAUAACUUAAUCGACACUGAAGAUGCUUUGGAGAGGAAUUCUAGUGUUCUGUCGGGUAAAUGGCAACCUCCUCCGAGUGGAAAGCUUAAAGAUGCUUUCACCAAAGCCCCCAAUAGAAAUAUAGCGGAGCUCAAAGGUGUAAUUUGGGCGAUCAAAAGCCUUCGUGAUUUGAGAUUGGAGAAUGUGGUGCUAGCAUUGGACUGUAGAAAGGCUUUUACAGCUAUCAUGAAUCCUGCCAAUUGGCCAAGAUAUCGUAUGCUCACAGAUCAAAUUUACAGGUUGCAGCAGGGAUGUGGCAUUGCAGGUUUUGAACUAGAAACAGCACAAGCGGACCAGGCUGUACAAGCAAUCGCCAAAAGCGUAACUAGAGAUGGAAGAUUACAAUCUGUCCAUUGGUGGUCCGGCUUGGUUGCACGAAAGAUUGCAACAUGA
Molecule: messenger RNA, 1056 nt
Organism: Eutrema salsugineum
Lineage: Eukaryota; Viridiplantae; Streptophyta; Magnoliopsida; Brassicales; Brassicaceae
Exons: 4
Coding region: 1-1056 (351 amino acids)
Molecular function (GO): nucleic acid binding; RNA-DNA hybrid ribonuclease activity
Source: RefSeq, a predicted model, not a curated record